GCGCACGACGUGGGGUGGAUCGUGUCGGGCUUCUUCGCCCUAAUCGCGACAUGCGCCUCGAUCUGGCUCAUCUGGAAGCAUCUCACAUACUACACAUGCCCGCCACAGCAGCGGCACAUUGUGCGAAUGCUCAUCAUGGUGCCCAUCUACGCCAUCGUCAGCUUCCUCAGCUACAUCUUCUUCACCGAGGCCAUCUACUACGAGACGAUCCGCGACUGCUACGAAGCCGUCGUCAUCACCAGCUUCUUCUACCUCCUGCUCCAGUACGUGGGCGACACGCCUGCCGAGCAGCACGAAGUCUUCAAGGAGGUCAAGGUCAAGUACUGGUUCUUUCCCCUCGGCUUCUGGAAGUACAGGCCCGACGGUCUGCACUUUCUCUGGCUCAUGAAGAUCUGCAUCCUCCAAUACGCCAUCGUCCGACCCGUGUGCACACUCGUUGCCGUGGGACUUCAGUACUUUGGCAUCUACUGCAUCGAGUCGUGGGCGCCACAGUUUGGCCACAUCUACAUCAGCAUCGCCAUCUCCAUCUCGGUCUCGGUGGCCAUGUACUGCAUCAUCCAGUUCUACCUGCCCAUCAAGGAGGAGCUCAAGCCGUACAGCCCCGUCCUCAAGUUCCUCGCCGUCAAGAGCGUCGUCUUCCUGACCUUUUGGCAGUCGUCCUUUCUCAGCAUCCUCGCCUACUUUGGCGCCAUCAAGGACACGCAGUACAUGAGUGCUGCCGAGGUUCAGGUCGGGCUCAAUGCGCUCCUCGAGACGUUUGAGAUGGUCAUCUUUGGCUUCUUGCACAUCAAGGCAUUCACCUACCUCAUCUAC
Messenger RNA from Acaromyces ingoldii, 813 nucleotides. RefSeq names its product DUF300-domain-containing protein. The transcript has a single exon. Gene Ontology annotation, molecular function: transporter activity. The annotation marks the transcript as partial. The record is from RefSeq and is a predicted model, not a curated record. NCBI's taxonomy places the organism in Eukaryota, Fungi, Basidiomycota, Exobasidiomycetes, Exobasidiales, Cryptobasidiaceae. Gene Ontology annotation, biological process: transport.